Molecule: messenger RNA, 1416 nt
Organism: Cyphellophora attinorum
Lineage: Eukaryota; Fungi; Ascomycota; Eurotiomycetes; Chaetothyriales; Cyphellophoraceae
Exons: 1
Coding region: 1-1416 (471 amino acids)
Biological process (GO): DNA repair; DNA alkylation repair
Cellular component (GO): nucleus
Molecular function (GO): zinc ion binding; dioxygenase activity
Source: RefSeq, a predicted model, not a curated record
AUGGACGCGUUCUUAAGCCGCAAACGGCCUCGGUCGCCUCAAUUCACGCCAAGCUCAGUCGUUCUCAGGACAGCAGUCGAGGAAGCUACAGACCAUGGUCCGGAAGACGACUCAACGGACUUCAAGCUGGCGAUUUUGUCCUCGUUGCACUCUGAUGUCUCCCAAGAAGCUCUCUUGGAGAUACUACUCGAUCAUGAUGGUUCUGUCGAAAGAUCGUCAAACGCCAUCUCGUCCGUGAGCACGGACUUGCCGCCACCGAAGAGGAAGGUGUCAGCUGUUGGAGCCCAGACUGCAUUGUCAUUUGGUCAAAACUUGUCAGUCGUGCCAUCUUUGCAAUCUUUGACGAAGAGAGGCCGGACCUUGCACCUUUAUCGCCCGGAGGACAUCGCAAUACACACCCCGUGCAGUAUCAUUCACAAUUUCCUGCCCUCAGAUCUGGCCAACGAGCUACUAGAAGAGCUUCUGCCCGAAGUCCCAAGCUACACGUCCGCAACCUUUAAGCUGUUCGACAAUGUGGUCAAAUCACCUCACACAGCAUCAUUUUAUGUCGACUCAUCGAUGCUGGCCGAGCAGCGCCACACUUAUCUCUACAACGGUUCUUAUCUUUCCGACGUACGGCAAUUGCUUCCAACAAUGAGCAAAGUGUCUCAUCGCGUUCAGGAGGCUGUCAAUGACGAGGUGAAGACACGCAUACGAACCCACUACCCCAACGGAGAGAAGCUCAAAUUUCAGAGCUCGAAGGAAUGGCAACCAAAUGCCGCGUUUGUGAACUGCUACGAUGGACCAGCGCAGUCAGUCGGCUAUCAUAGCGAUCAAUUGAGCUAUCUUGGACCUCGCGCUGUCAUUGGCAGCCUGUCUCUCGGCGUAGCCAGAGAGUUCCGCGUGCGCAAAAUCGUACCACCAGACUCGCCGCCUCAGUCGCCUGGACAAUCAGAUAAAGCUUCCAGAUCACAAGCAGAUCAGCAAGGUCAAAUCGCUAUUCAUCUCCCACACAAUUCGCUGCUUGUGAUGCAUGCAGAAAUGCAAGAAGAGUGGAAACACAGCAUUGCUCCUGCACAAUCGAUCGAUCCCCAUCCCAUCGCCGGCAACAAGCGCAUCAACAUAACCUAUAGAUGGUAUCGUGAGGAGUUCCAUCCUAGCAAAACGCCCCGCUGUAAAUGCGGUACUCCAACUGUCCUAAAGUGUGUCCAAAAGAGGAAGGAAACUCGUGGUCGGUAUAUGUGGAUGUGUCAAGUCGGUAGUCGAGCCGAAGCCAAGGCUGCUGUUGAUGUAGAUUCUACGGAAGGGGCUGUUGGAUGUGGAUACUUUCAAUGGGCAGAAUUUACUGACGAUGGACAGCCAGUCUGGAAGGAGCCGGCGGGGAACUCUACUACCGAAGAUGUUCGGACAAAACAUGAGCGUUUUCUCUAUCCUUAA